Messenger RNA from Colletotrichum abscissum, 1119 nucleotides. RefSeq lists its product as uncharacterized. Bases 1 to 1119 code for a protein of 372 amino acids. The transcript is spliced from 4 exons. Lineage: Eukaryota; Fungi; Ascomycota; Sordariomycetes; Glomerellales; Glomerellaceae. The record is from RefSeq and is a predicted model, not a curated record.
AUGACCACUUCAGCUGUAACGCCAACAAAGCCCUUCUGGUCAAUCGGCCUGGGUAUUUUCUUGCUUGUCCUCACUCUCAGUAUCGCCCUAAGUCUGCUGCCUUUACUUGUUGUUCAUUACCAACAUGCUGUUGAAGCCGUCUUGCACGUUAAAAUUUCUGCCUUCUUAGUCAUCGCAUUCUACAUCGCGGAAUAUCUGCAGAAGAUGUUUGCAAAAUAUUUGCAGCUCGUGCUCGACUCUGUGGUUUACGGCGCGUUGAUUCAACAGCCAGUAACUGAUGGCAAAUCUGCACGAGCUAUGAGAAAGUCGGACUCUUUGAAUACCAUUCUGAAAGUGGUGCUGCUUAAAGGCCUUCCGACGACUCUGACAGCCAUGGCGACGUUCAAGCAGUUGGGGUAUCCUUUAGUAUGGGCGUUUGCAUUUCCUCUCGCCAUGCUGUUGGCAAUAUGCGUUAUCUGGACGACUUUCCUCUCAUCAUUAUGGGAGGAGACGCUGUCUGCAAAGGCCGACAGAGACGAUAUGAUGGAGUAUUUUGAAAGUGUUUCUAAGAUCCAAGCAUCCAACAAGAGCGAGUUUCCGAUCAAUCUCCACGAGGUCUUAGGGGCGCUUCAACAACCGAAAUCGUUAGGCUUGACCGAAACGGAGUUGAGUAAUCUGUCUAUGGAAUCCUUUACCGGCAGAGUCAAGACGCGCCGGAACGAACUUCAACAGGCCUAUAUUGAGUCACAAGUGAAACGAUAUCAUGCAUUUAUUGGUUGGACAACCUCCCAACUGUUCGUCGGGAUUCUAGCAUUCGUCUCAGUAUUGCGUCACGAUACUGAGGCCGUGAUUCUUUGCGGGCGGCUCGGGCAUCAGGUCUCGUCGCUGGAUGACGGAUGCGAAAAGAUUGCCCAGAGCUUUCCCAAAGCUUUUCAAAUUCUAAAGGCAAUGGAGGAUGCCGGAGGAAUCUGGCUACGACUAAGAGAGGGGAGUGAUCAGGCGAGUAACGCAUUGUUUGACGCCCUGCGUUUGGGGAGGGUGAGUUCGAAUAACAGUGGUAUUCAGAUCAAAAAGGUCCAUCUAAGGAAUAACUCUUCCCCCACUUACGGCACGGUCAACCACUCUGCUGAAUGGGCAUAA